UUGGUGACGCACGGUAACGGGUGGCAAAAAUCCUCUAUGGUGGAGUUUUAAUUUUAUUGAACAGUGUACUUUGAGUAGCACUAAAUUCUCUCAUUAUGGGUGACUCCGACGACGAGUAUGAUAGGAAGAGAAGAGACAAAUUUAGAGGUGAAAGAACGGAAUCUUAUUCGAGGGAAGGUCGCCGAGAUGAUAGAAGAAGAGACGAUUGGGUGGAUAGAGAAUGGUCUAGUCGGCCUAGACAACGACCAGACUACAGAGAGUAUCGUGGAGGUGGUGGUGGAGGACGUGAUAGAUAUAGCCCCGGUAGGUCACAGGAGAUGGCACCUCCUAUGAAAAGGAUGAGAGCAGAUUGGGAUGAUCGACCAAGAUACGGUCAUGAUUAUUAUGGUGGUGGUGGAGGAGGUGGUGCAACUUCCUGGGGUCCAGACCAUUAUCCACCACCUCACCAUGGUAAUCAUCACUAUGGAAACCAUGGUAACAGUAACAGCCGAGAGGUAGCUGGAAACUUCAGCAAUUCCAAUGUUGAAACUCAGCCACCAAUGAUGUCUUUCAAAGCAUUUCUCGGAACACAAGAAGACUCGAUUACAGAUGAAGAAGCUAUUAAGCGUUAUAAUGAAUAUAAACUGGAAUUCAGAAGGCAACAGUUGAACGAAUUCUUCGUUGCACACAAGGACGAAGAAUGGUUCAAAAUAAAAUACCACCCAGAGGAGUCAGUGAAGAGAAAGGAGGAACAGGUAGCAGCUCUUAAGAAACGUGUCGAAGUCUUUUUGGAAAUGCUUGAAGUUGAAGAAAUAGAUAAAGUGUCUGUAGAUGCAGAUCAAGCUGAUGCUUUGCUGCACCUGCUAGAUGCGGUGGUUAUUAAAUUGGAAGGUGGUACGGAGGAAGAUUUACAAGUUUUAGACAUGAAGCCAACAAAUACGGUUAUAACUAAAGAUACCGUUAAGGACAAGGAGGAUAUAAAGAGCCGAAUUGGGUCCGAGAAAAAGGUCGAUAACAGCGAUGGGAGUAAAAUAGAAGACGCUUCGCGAACGGAAAAAAGUUUUAAAAAUGGACAGAGUUCAGACGCUGAAGUUAAAAGCGUAGAAAAGGAUGAAACCUCGAUAGAAGAGGUCGAGAAAUUAGAAGAAACUACAGAGGAAACAAAAAAGGAUGAUAUAGAAGGCACAACAGGAAAACCGGAGGAAAUUAGCUCUAAAAAGAGAAAACGAACUGACAGUAACAGCAGUAGCAGCAGCAGUAGUAGCAGUAGUACUUCCUCCGGUAGUGAUAGCAAUAAACCCGAUACACCGAAAACAGACGCCCAUGUGACUGAAAAAAUGGAUGUUAAUAAUGAAAAUGUAGACGCACAAGAUGGUAAAGAAGAUGACCGAGAGGCUAAAGCAGAUAGUGAUCCGUUGCCAGAAGCUAAGAAAUCUGCUAUGGAACCAGAAGCAGUAAUCGAUCUAGCUAGCGAAGAUAAGGAAAAAGAACCUAGAGCCUUGCACAAGACUAGCAGUAUUUUCCUCCGUAAUUUAGCACCCACGAUAACAAAAGCAGAAGUUGAAGCGAUGUGUAAACGGUUCCCUGGAUUUUUACGAGUUGCCAUAGCAGAUCCUCAACCAGAAAGACGAUGGUUUAGAAGAGGAUGGGUGUCUUUCGAAAGACAAGUAAAUAUCAAGGAGAUAUGCUGGAGCUUGAACAAUAUUCGGUUACGGGAUUGCGAACUUGGUGCUAUAGUAAACCGGGACCUCUCGCGUCGCAUUCGCACAGUGAAUGGUUUGACGUCUCAUAAGCAAAUAGUCAGGCAUGAUAUCAAAUUGAGUGCUAAAAUCGUGCAUAACUUGGACAACAGGGUUGGUUUAUGGAACGAAGAUAAAAGAGAUGAUAAUACACAUAAACAGGAUGACGACAACAAAGAAAAUAAGAGCAUUCAAAAUGUACAUGAUAUUGAGCAAGCUGCAUUUGGAUUGUCAUCUAAAAAUCCAGUAUUGAAGAAUAUAACCGACUAUCUGAUAGAAGAAGCAUCGGCCGAAGAAGAAGAAUUAUUAGGAAUGUCUGGUGAUCAAGAAGAGGGUCAAUUAGGAGGUGAUGGAGACGGACCGAUUGAAAGAGAUCCAACACUUAUCAAGGUUUUAGACAGAUUGAUUCUUUAUUUGCGAAUAGUUCAUUCGGUUGAUUAUUACAAUCAUUGCGAAUAUCCAAACGAAGACGAAAUGCCAAAUAGAUGCGGAAUAAUGCACGUUAGGGGAUCUCCUCCUACUGCUAAAGUUUCCAGUACUGAAUUGUCAGAGUACUGUCGGAAUUUUGAAAGUAAAAUGGUAGCAUUCCUACAACCAGUUGCAACUUUGUCCCAAGAAGAAUUUGAUAAGCUAGGUGCUAAGAAUGCUGAAGCUGAAGUUGAAAAAUUCGUUCAAGCCAAUACUCAAGAGCUAUCAAAAGAUAAAUGGUUAUGUCCGCUUAGUGGAAAAAAAUUUAAAGGGCCAGAUUUUAUCCGAAAACAUAUUUUCAAUAAACACGCAGAAAAGGUAGCAGAGGUAAAAGCGGAAGCGGAAUAUUUCAACAACUACUUAAGAGAUCCAAAAAGGCCACAGCUUCCCGAACAUCCGGGAAAUAAAGCACCACCGAGAGAGACAUUACGCGAAGGAUUUACCCCAUACGGAUGUAAUACAUUCGGAAGUUACGGAGGUGGUUACGGUGGUAGCAGAGGAGGAUAUGGAUCGAAUUACGGGACAGGGUUCGGUGGAGGAUUCGGUAUGCCACGUUCCAAUCGUGGUGGUUUCAACAGAGGACGCGGCGGUGGAGGAGACUUCCGACCAGUCAUUCACUACCGCGAUCUCGAUGCACCGAGAGAACCGGACGAAUUCUUGUAAAUUACGUCGAUAUACAAAAGAUUCAAGGAGCGAAGGAAAACGUGUGUUGGUAACAGUAGUCGGAACUACUUUUGGUAGUUUGGCGUAAGCA
This is a messenger RNA of Eufriesea mexicana, 2940 nucleotides long. It is a transcript of the gene Ars2, whose product is annotated as arsenic resistance protein 2. Gene Ontology annotation, molecular function: nucleic acid binding. Gene Ontology annotation, cellular component: nuclear body. Gene Ontology annotation, biological process: mRNA processing; primary miRNA processing. The transcript has 16 exons. Bases 96 to 2849 code for a protein of 917 amino acids. The record is from RefSeq and is a predicted model, not a curated record. NCBI's taxonomy places the organism in Eukaryota, Metazoa, Arthropoda, Insecta, Hymenoptera, Apidae.